GUUCGGGAGGAAGCAAGAUCCAAGAAGAAAUUGGACGCAGCGACUAUCGGCAAGCAGCUGUAGGCCUGUGCUGUCUGACAUCAUGUUUAAACGCAUCACCAAGCACAACGAGCGGCUCGAAAAGGACCGAGAAGAGGGCCUGGCUGUGGGCCAUGAGGCGCCACCAGAGAUGGCUAUCGAUGACGACAGCGACAGCGACAGCGAGAGUGAGAACGAGGCCGAGAUCGACGAUGACGACAAGCACAGCGAAGGUUCCAAUUCAGGGAACAAUGCAAGCAACGAAGAGGACGACCAAGACGACGAAGAUGGGCAAUCGGAUUCGGGCGCAGGCUCCGAGGCAGAGGAGGAGGAGGAGCCCUUUGCGAUCACACGAGCGCUUCAAGACCCGAUUUACACUCGCCCCGAUGCACCGCUGAAGAAGGGUCAGCCCCAUCGUUCCUGUGUCAUCUGCCCCCUCGCCGCCCUCAAGGAUGACGCGAGCGUCACUGUGCACCUCAAGAGUAAUACCCAUCAUCGAAGAUUAAAGCGUUUCACAAACAGGCUUGCCAAGCUGCCCGACAAUGGGAGAAAGACGCCAGAGGAAGGUGGCACGGAUGCGAAGAAGGUGGUAGCAAUGUGCGAUGAGAUCCUGAAAAAGCAAGAGGAGCAGCUGGCCGCCAAGAGGAAGGAUAAAGAAGAGGGUAAAAAGCGAAAGCGGGCCGAAAAGGUCGAAAAGAAGAAGGCCAAGCGGAGAAAAGCGUCCGAAGAAGCAGCAGGAGGGGAGCCGACGCGGAAAAAGGCAAAGAACAAGAAGCGCAAAGAUCGGGCAAUUGCCAAGACAAAUGUCGAGGAGAAGGAGUAGAAGCAAGUAGACAAUGGCGCCACAACAGGGAGACAAGCUCCAUAACACGUACAGCUUAGCCCUCUUCUUGCAAGGGUAGACUACGGGCACCCUUGCUCUUCUCCUAUCUUUCUUUCAAUCGGAAGCGGGCCUAGUCUCACCUCCCUCCCUGAAGGCCGUGGGCGACUCUCAAAAGUUUCGACAGAGCAAGCAAGCUCUCGUACUAUCAUCAUCACCAUAGACCUCUAUCUCUCCCUGAACGGCAAUGGGUUCAAGAUCACCAUAAUAUUGUGCCAUAGCAACAUACAAAAUCUAAUUUCUUGGCUGAAAGGCCGGUCCGGUCUAGGCUCGCCGCCC
Messenger RNA from Acaromyces ingoldii, 1177 nucleotides. RefSeq lists its product as hypothetical. The record is from RefSeq and is a predicted model, not a curated record. The coding region runs from base 83 to 841 and encodes 252 amino acids. NCBI's taxonomy places the organism in Eukaryota, Fungi, Basidiomycota, Exobasidiomycetes, Exobasidiales, Cryptobasidiaceae. The transcript is spliced from 3 exons.